Molecule: messenger RNA, 990 nt
Organism: Eufriesea mexicana
Lineage: Eukaryota; Metazoa; Arthropoda; Insecta; Hymenoptera; Apidae
Product: mitochondrial import inner membrane translocase subunit Tim21
Exons: 6
Coding region: 205-828 (207 amino acids)
Biological process (GO): protein import into mitochondrial matrix
Cellular component (GO): TIM23 mitochondrial import inner membrane translocase complex
Source: RefSeq, a predicted model, not a curated record
AAAUUUUGUAUUUCUCUUGUAAAGCGGUUUUUAAAGAUAACAGCACUAUCCACCCUUCGUUGACAUACGACGGAAUAAUCAAACAUGAUUGUAGAUUAUGUUAGUGUCCCUUAAAUCGAGUGUGUAUUAGAAUAUUAUUAUUAGUACACGUAUAUUCGCAAAUAUAUUUUUACGAUUACGAUAUUUCUCAUUUACAUAUAGGAAAUGGCAUCGACACGAGUAAUCAAUUACAUUUUAUACAAAAGAUUCGUAGCAGCCUCUAAUUUGAAAAAUGUGUGCAUUUUUUCUAAUUUUAAUGUGAAUUUUAAUUUUCGACAAAAUGCAUUAUAUUGUACCAACAAACCAGUAAUUAAAUCAGAUUCUAUCGAACAGAAGAAUAAAGUACAAGUUGGAUUUGCAGAUGUAGUUAAAGAAAAUACAAAAUUUGUUGGAUACCUAGGUGUAAUAAUUGGCGGUGUAGGAAUCACGGCUUUCAUGUUUUAUAUAAUUUUUGAUGAAUUAUUUUCUAGCAAGAGUUCAAAUAGCGUGUACAAUAAAGCGUUAGAUCGUUGUAUCAAGCAUCCUAAAGUAAUAGAUGCACUUGGAGAACCAAUAAAAGCAUAUGGACAAGAAACUAGACGCGGACAUAGGAAUCACAUAAACUAUGUUGUAUUUAUGAAGGACGGAGUACAACAUAUGACAAUGAAAUUUUACAUUCAAGGAAUAAGAAGACGCGGUAUUGUAAACGUAGAAGUGCAAGAAGAUGAAUCUGGUAAAUAUGUGUAUAGAUAUCUAUACGUAAUUGUUGACGAUAUAUUGCAAACUAUUAAAAUAGAAGAUAACAGAUAACCAGCUAACAACCAUGAAAUAAAAACGAUGGGAUUCGAAAGAAGGAUUCAUUUAUCAAACUAGUAGGCUACGAAAUAUAUUUACACACGUUACGAUUAAUUUCUAAGAAAUAAGCGAGUAACGAUAUUUGCCAUUAAUAGACGUGACAUUCAAGAAAUUCAA